This is a messenger RNA of Venturia canescens, 656 nucleotides long. RefSeq names its product 40S ribosomal protein S11-like. Gene Ontology annotation, biological process: translation. Gene Ontology annotation, cellular component: cytosolic small ribosomal subunit; ribosome. Lineage: Eukaryota; Metazoa; Arthropoda; Insecta; Hymenoptera; Ichneumonidae. Gene Ontology annotation, molecular function: structural constituent of ribosome. The transcript is spliced from 4 exons. The record is from RefSeq and is a predicted model, not a curated record. The coding region runs from base 131 to 598 and encodes 155 amino acids.
UGGAACAUGCGCAAUCGAAUAUUCCAAUUUGUCAUUCUCCUUCUCCAGGGUGACAGCCAGAAAAGGACAAGACGAAGAACUUGAGCUUUUCCUUUUACCCAGCAUUAGCUCACCCUUUCAAAAUUUCAAGAUGGCUGAUCAGACCGAGCGGUCUUUUCAAAAACAACCUACUAUAUUUCUGAACCGAAAAAAAGGACUCGGUCCGAAAUCACGUAAGCCUGCGCGAUACACCCGCAACGUAGGUCUGGGCUUCAAAACGCCCCGUGAGGCUAUUCAAGGUACUUACAUUGAUAAAAAAUGUCCGUUUACCGGAAAUGUGUCAAUCAGAGGACGUAUUCUAACGGGAGUUGUUCAAAAAAUGAAGAUGCAGAGAACUAUUGUUAUCCGACGUGAUUAUCUUCAUUAUAUUCGCAAAUACAACAGAUUUGAGAAAAGGCAUCGCAACAUGAGCGUGCACUUGAGUCCUUGUUUCAGAGAUGUUGAAAUCGGAGACGUUGUUACGAUCGGAGAAUGCCGACCGCUCAGCAAAACUGUCAGAUUCAAUGUUCUCAAGGUCACCAAGGGGACUGGAUCGAAAAAAAGCUUUAAGAAAUUUUAGAGCUAGUUAAUUAAUAAGUUAAAAAAUAAAAAGAGUUGAAAAAAUUUUUUUAUUGAAA